Molecule: messenger RNA, 865 nt
Organism: Dimorphilus gyrociliatus
Lineage: Eukaryota; Metazoa; Annelida; Polychaeta; Dinophilidae
Source: the annotation of a GenBank genome assembly
GAGAUGAAAGUUCUAGCUUUACUUGUUGUUGUAGCUGUUGCCAUUGAGGCAAAACCACAUGAUCCUGUUCGUUUGACCACAGAUGUUGGCUACAUUGUUGGUGGAGAAAAUGCUUCUCCUGGGGAAUUUCCAUGGCAAGUUUCUUUGCAAAGAUGUUCUGGAGGAUCCUGUUCUCACAAUUGUGGAGCUGUUGUCAUGAAUGCAAAUUGGGUUUUGACUGCUGCUCACUGUAUCCAAAACCCAGUUCUCUCUUCUCACAGAUUGGUCUUUGGUCUUCACACCCGAAGUGAUGAAACUGGAACUCAAGCUAGAACUCCAUCCAUUGUUACACCUCACCCUGAUUUUGUCAAUGAUGGAAGUUUAGGAUUCCCUAAUGAUGUUGGUGUCAUGAAAUUUGAUGAGGCUAUCAACCUUUCUGGCAAUGUUGCUGCUGCUACACUUGUUCCAUCAAAUGUUGGAACUUUGGCUGGACAAGCUUGUACUAUUUCUGGUUGGGGUCGUACUGCUGGUGGAGCUCCUUUGGCCAACAUUCUCCAAAAGGCAGAAACCCGUGUUCUCUCAACUGCUGAAUGCCAAGCACAAGGAAUUCCUCAAGCUGAUGAUGACAUGCACAUUUGCCUAAACAAUGAUGAUCAAACCACUAAUUCAUGCAAUGGUGAUUCUGGUGGCCCAUUGAACUGUCCAAUUGGACCUAACAACUCUAUGCAAAUAGCUGGUAUCACAUCUUUUGGUAUCAUCUUCUGUCCACCAAGCAGACCAGCUGGAUAUGCCCGUGUUUCCUUUUACCGUCAAUGGAUUGAAGACAACAUGACUGAUUAAAUAUAUUUCAAAAUAAAUAAAUUCAUUGUUGAAAUAUAAGGAAAAA